Molecule: messenger RNA, 417 nt
Organism: Bubalus bubalis (water buffalo)
Lineage: Eukaryota; Metazoa; Chordata; Mammalia; Artiodactyla; Bovidae
Product: ubiquitin-conjugating enzyme E2 variant 1-like
Exons: 3
Coding region: 1-417 (138 amino acids)
Source: RefSeq, a predicted model, not a curated record
AUGGUGUCAGUAGGAUCCAGCAGUGAACAGACUGUCCACAUCUUCCUGAAAGAAACGAGACUAAAUGAGCAAUGCAAGUUGGCAGCCACCAGAGGCUCAGGGGUAAAAGUCUCUCACAAUUUUCAAUGGUUAGAACUCAGAAAACAUCAGAAAGUAUUAGGAGAUGGCGGUAGCUGGGGUCUAAAAACUGACCAACACAUGACACUUACAAGAUGGACAGGAGUAAUAACUGGGCCCCCAAGAGUGGACUCAAGAGCAAAAUGGCAAAAUUCAUCUAGCAUCAAAGGUGUCCUACAAGAGCUUUGGUGCCUAACGUCUAAAGAGAAUAUGAAACUUCCUCAGCUGCCUGAAGGACAGUGUUAUAUAGUAGUUAACCCCAAAGAAAAAAAACUACAGGCCCUCUCAUAUCCUCCAUGA